Ipomoea triloba (trilobed morning glory) is the source of this 453-nucleotide messenger RNA. RefSeq lists its product as uncharacterized. The record is from RefSeq and is a predicted model, not a curated record. Bases 1 to 453 code for a protein of 150 amino acids. The transcript has a single exon. NCBI's taxonomy places the organism in Eukaryota, Viridiplantae, Streptophyta, Magnoliopsida, Solanales, Convolvulaceae.
AUGGUCACGGAAGAUUUCUGCUUUCCCACUAUCGCCAACAACUUGGCGCAUCUCAACAUGACGACUACUCCAUCUCUGUGGAGAAUCCCCUCCCAGUCGGAGAAGGUCGCCGGAGAGAGGCAUAAAUGGCGCCGGAAAAGCUAUUCGGAGCUGGAAGAGAAGAGCCGGAGACAAGACGAGAACGAGGCGGCAGGGGGCGGCGCGGAGGAGAAGAUGGACAUGCUGUGGGAGGAUUUCAACGAGGAAUUGCAGCAAAAUCACGAAACGGCGGUUUUGGACUCCCUACGGUCGCCGGAGGGUUUUUCGAGCUCGAAUCGUGCCGGCGAAGAAGGGGCGGUGGAAAUGUGCAAGGCGAGCGGCGGCGGUCCGUUUUCUCUGUUACUAGUGAUGAAGAUGUUGAAGAAAUUACUGAUGCUUCAAAAUUCUGCUGCAAGGCAUGCAUCCUUGCCUUAA